Molecule: messenger RNA, 1186 nt
Organism: Ceraceosorus guamensis
Lineage: Eukaryota; Fungi; Basidiomycota; Exobasidiomycetes; Ceraceosorales; Ceraceosoraceae
Exons: 3
Coding region: 160-855 (231 amino acids)
Source: RefSeq, a predicted model, not a curated record
CAUAUACCUCUCGAUCCCAAGGCGGGCAUACGACUGUCUCUGCCACCCACACCCCGCCCUUGACUCGCGACUGCUCUUUUCUUUUCGCCAUCUGCAAUUGUGACUCUUUGCACACAGUCUGAGUGCUACACCACUGCAACGCCCAUCUCGAUCCACAAGAUGACGGACGCAGAGCAACCGCAAAGCCAAUCCUACCUCGAUUCUGCUCGAGACCUCGUCUCAUCAGCAGGCGCCACUGCGCAGUCCGCAUACGAGCAGGCUGCCCAAAAAGCAUCGGACGUGUAUCAAGCCGCACCCGCCAUCCUGCCCGGCUCUCAAAGCGAAAAGUAUUCGGAGGACAGUGGAGCAGUGCCCAAUGAUGGAGGCGAUGCGGAUGCCAAGAGCGGAGAAUCAGCGGCAUCGUCUGGCAGGGAGGAGAGAGUCGAAGAGACCAGAUCCAAAGGACCUUCGGAUCCCGCACGCCUGAACAAGUCGCAGCAAGACAUUGGCACAGAGUACAAUGUACCAACCGCUGCCGGUCAAGGGACGACGCGCAGUGCCGACGAAAAGGCAUUGGAAGCGGCCAAGAACGAAAAGGGGGCAAAGCAAGCCAAUGUGCCUCAAGACUACACUGACGAGCCAUGUCCCGACAGCAACAACAAUGGAGGCGAACCAAAGGCAGGCGGCAGACCACGAGGGAACUCGGAGGCUGUUUCGGAUUAUGGAAGCUACGAUGAUGAUGGCAAGCCGACCAGAGGCAUCGUGGGCAAAGCUGUAGCUUCGGCAAAGGGCAACGCGAAAGUCAUCGCUGGCAAGAUCCAGAAAGACGAGGACAAGGUGGAGACCGGCAAAGCUCUCAAGCGCGGCGAGAUCUGAGCAGAUCUGAGCCAUUCAAACCGCGCAGACUCUCUUCGUCAAGCUCGACGUGCGCAUCGAUUUUCAACAGCAUCGUAGCCUUUGUUCUCAGACGAGUCCCAUUUCUGCCAAACUGUAUUCUCCUCUGUGCUCCUGAUUGGUCUUCUAACAUGCAUUCGGCCUCGGAACGACUCAAAAGUCCCGCUGCAUUGCAUCAUCGACGGCUUGACUCAGAAGGUGCGCACUUCAGUCACGUUUCUGUCCGAGUCAAGCCCAAGUCGCAAGCCUCUGCCAUGCCAAGGCUUCUUGACCCCCUGUACGCCAUCCCCAAAGAGCUCGUAGCCAGGCAUAU